Molecule: messenger RNA, 2417 nt
Organism: Pieris napi
Lineage: Eukaryota; Metazoa; Arthropoda; Insecta; Lepidoptera; Pieridae
Exons: 3
Coding region: 168-1391 (407 amino acids)
Source: RefSeq, a predicted model, not a curated record
CAGAUAUCAUAAACCCUGAACGAAGCACAAAGCAGGAAACUCCAGGGCCGAUCGUACCAAAUGUCGGGAGUUUUAAAUCUCGUAAUAUUUUAAUUUUAUUCCAACCUCCAGUGAAAACGAGCAUGUGAUUUGCUAGUGUUACUUAAAACAGUGGUUUUUACGUCAUCAUGUAUAAAACGGUGCGCCAUGGCGAAAAUAGUCUUCAGUAUACUAUCCUUCCGCAGACCGAAGAAGUGCUUAACAACAGUGGACUUAAAGGGAAAGGGCGGGAUUAUAGCCCCUCAAUUCACGUGAGACGGUCCAGGCGAAAAUCAACCCUUAAAUAUGUAUUAAUGGUAAUAUUUGGAACUGUUGUAGCCCUAGCAUUGGCGUCUGUUCCUCUAUACGUUAUGAACGGUGCUAUAUUUGCUCGAAGAAUGCAAUUCGAUCACCAUGAUACUACGACGCCAGCUCUCACUCCCGGUGGUAGAGAAAUAUUACGAUCCCGUAAAAAGGAACUGAAGAUGUCUGCUGAAACUACCAUGAAACCUCAAUUGGACAUUAUAACUACCACAACUACUCCCUCUACUACUACUACACCAGUCCCCAUAACUGUGACCAGUGAAAAGAUUACAAAUCCAUCCUGGACGAUGCCUGCCUUAAGGUCUUGGAAAGCAGCGUCAUCGACGUCUCUACCACAAUUACCAACAGAAGAUAUCGAACGGAUUCCACUUAUUGGCACACCCUCAGGAAGUGUUCGUCUUCUAGACCAUUACAUGUCCAUGAGGCCAUGGGAUAAAGACAUUAUAAUUAGACCAACUGUCACCUCAGAACCUAUAACGAUUCGUGACGUUUUUAACUAUUAUUCCAUUCACUCUACAGAGAAAAUUGUAACGGAUAGCCCGAAAGUAUUCGAAGAUGUAUUGAUCACCACAAAGGCUACGAUAGAGAACAUAGCAACUACUGAAGCUAUAGCGAAUGAUCUAUCAAAGUUCAAUGACCUAAAAGACACACUGCUGUCCGUAGAUACUGAUGAAGAGGCAAAGGAAACGCUAGAAGAGGAUGAAGUAUUUUCUUUACCACCUUUAAAACCAGAUAUAGCGGUGGACUCGGAUUCAGAUGAAGUUACAGUUUCUAAGACCACAAAUGGCUGGUACGGCCAGAAAUGGCCAUUUGUGGAUUCUUCAACUUACUUCCAGUGGCCUGUGAAUAGCCCCAAUGACAGCAUCGUACUACCACUAUUAACAGGGGCUUUAUCAUCGAUUACUCUGGUGCUAAUAUUGGCUUUUGCGAUCAAGUUAAGAAAACGUACCAGCCAUCCCUGCGAUACUGGGAAGUUGUCCACCGAAUCUCAAACUGACGACAACACUAACUUAUUGACGGCUGAAAAUCCAGAAGAAGUCGAGGAGUGAGAUGUGAAAUUGUAAUUUAAUUUUGCUUUUUGGCAUAUGCACAUUAAGGAAAUCUUUUUGAAUAUAAAAUACAUGAUUUUUAGAUCCAUAUCCACUUAAAUAUUAAUGAAAACUUUUGACGAGUAAUUUUCCUAAUCGUGCAUAAGACCUUAAAUGAUAAUUAAAUUUUAUCCAUAUAACAAUGUCUAUGCUAUCACAUUGGUCAAAAAGAAAUUCAUAGACAACGUUAAUUAUUACAAAUUGUUUUUUUUUAAUUUCAUGGCCUGGUAACGAGAAAUUUAAGCCAAACAAAUUGAAGUGUGUAACUAUAGAGCAUAUAUUAAAUUUCACAAGGCAUUGUCUGUCAUCUUAAAUCUAUGGUUUUGCUCAUACAUUGUUUUAGACUGAAUGAGAGGAAUUAUUGCCAAAUUUAAAAUCACCAUUAUUCACCAAUGCUAUAUUGCGUUACCAUUUCCUACCUAAUGUUAAUGAAUUAAAUAAAAUCAUUAUUUCUAUUAAUAUAACGUCUUAAACAUAAAAUAUAAUCUUUAGCUAUCAUGAGCUUUUAGACACUAUCAAAAAUAUAUUCGCUGUUUCCGAAACACAUUUUCCAUAUCUGAAAGUAUUUUAAGAAAUCUCAGUAUUAAUAAAUGUGGUGUGUACAUUUAUUUUUUAAUAUAUUGGACUAGGUUAAGUACCGGCGUACCUUCACAAAAUUGCUUUGUUAAAUAGAUAUAAGACUGAUGUAGCGUUUUUGUUAAUUUCUAGUGGUAAAGUCCGAUUAGUAACCUAUUUUUGUAAAGGCACUAGGUAUUUUUUGUGCUUCGUUAGAAUAAGGUGUGUUAUCAAUGAAGGGCAUGAACGGUUUGUGAUUAAAUGAAAGGAAUUGUAUGGCAUCGUUUUACAAGUGCCGAACACGCUAAAUCAUGCGAAAUUUUAUAUCAUAAGUGUCGCACAUACUAUCUAGCUGUUAAUUUAAAGCUUUUGUGUCCAAUAGUUUGUCAUAAUCUUGUGCUAUGUACAUAAAUUAAAUUGUUUUACCACCUG